AUGUCGACAAUUUAGGAGCUCAUUACUACAUUAUUUAAUUUAGUAUUAAUUCUAUAAAUCUUGUCAGAUUGUUGGUGAUGAUGACGUUUAGCCUAGAAAUCGAUUCCUUAAAACAAAUAGUCCAAUUGAACAAUUAAGGAUAAUAAUUGAAAUGGUAAUACAGCAAUAGCACCAGAAAUAGCAAUAAGAUUACAAAGCUUUGGAAAAACAACUCCAAAAAUUUGAAUUUGAGGUGCGAAAUCAUAUUAGAGUAUUGAUUUAACCAUAUAAACAAAGGAUGAAUAUUUAAUGCAGUAGAAUUAGGAAGAUUUGAUAUCUCGACUGGAGGAAAUGGAGAAAGAAAAGAAUGAAUUAUUCAGCAACACCAAAUAAACAAUUAUUGUAAAUGUUUUAAUAUUUAUUAUAAGAAAUUAAAAAGGGAAAACGAGGAGUUGUAUUAAAAAGUGAGAUUAUUGUCGGUAGAAAACCAAUAGCAAAAAAGUCUGAAUGAAAAACUGACAACCUAUUAAGAAAGACACAAGAUGAAUGAUCAUCUGACUCAAGAAUCUACUAAAAUUAGUUAGAGUAAAUAUUCAACCUUGGAAAACCAUAAUUAAAAGAUCAUCAAAUUAAAAACACAUCCAACCCCUAAAAAAUUACACACUGAAACUUCAGUAGAUAUCUCCCUAAUAGCAGCAGUGAAUCAAAAAAGAUUAAGUCAAUAAUUGAUCAAACCAAAUUAUUUUCAAAAAAAGGGAUCAAUUACAAACAAUUAAUUUAUCAAGAAAAAAAGACAAUCCUGUUCAUUCGCAAAUCAAUCAUUGUAUAUUAUUUCUAUAUUACAACCAUAGGAAUUUUUUAACGACAAGCAUGUGA
Paramecium octaurelia is the source of this 855-nucleotide messenger RNA. Lineage: Eukaryota; Ciliophora; Oligohymenophorea; Peniculida; Parameciidae. The record is from the annotation of a GenBank genome assembly.